CACAAAGGACUUUUUCGUUACAACAGGCUGCCUUUUGGUAUUUCCUCAGCACCCGCAAUUUUUCAGAAAACAAUAGAAAACAUCUUGCAAGGCCUAACGAGAGUGCAGGCAUACCUAGACGACGUUCUUGUGUCCGAGAAGAACGGAGAGCACAGAAACUUAAGAGCCGUGUUACAACGUUUCCGCGAACAUGGUAUCAAGCUGCGGUUGGACAAGUGCAGUUUCCAUGAGCCAUCCGUAGCUUAUCUUGGCCAUCGUAUCGAUGUGAAGGGUUUACACCCAUUCGAGAAAAACGUCGAGGCUAUCAGAUUAGCCCCGGAGCCACGGAACGUCAGUGAACUUCGUUCAUUCCUAGGCUUGAUAACCUUUUAUAACAAGUUUAUGCCUAACCUAUCUACGAUGCUGGCACCAUUGUACAAGCCUUCUGGAAAAAGCAGCCAGAUGGGUGCAGGGUGCGAAGGAACAAGCUGCAUUCAAGAGUGCUAAAGACUCGCUUUGUUCAGCGCCUGUGCUUGCCCAUUUCGAUCCUGACCGAGAGCUCCUGUUAGAAUGCGACGAGUCGCCGUACGGCAUUGGUGCCAUUCUCUUCCAUCGCAUUGACGGUGAGCAGCGACCUAUCGGAUUCAGAUCCCGAACGCUAACAGCUGCCGAAAAAAACUAUGCUCAAAUUGAGCGAGAGGCACUCGCCCUUGUAUUUGGUGUCACAAGGUUUCGAGAUCACCUUCUCGGGCGAGAAUUUAUUCUUGUUACCGAUCACCAGCCGCUGCUGGGCUUACUAAGACCAGAUUGUCAAACACCCGCAAUGGCCGCAGCAAGAAUUCAAAGGUGGGCACUCCUCUUAGGCGCUUACAAGUAUCGUCUGCAAUACAAGCUCGGUAAACAGCUCGUAAAUGCUGAUGCACUGAGUCGUUUGCCUCAACCUUUGCAGCACGAAGUCAGUGCCGAGGAAGACUUGACGGAGUGCGUGCUCCUGCUGCACCAGUGGGACAAACCGGCUAUUCCGGUGAAGGAACGACAAGCCUCGACAACUGCGGACGUCACGCUUGCUGCUGUCUACAGGGAGCCGCCAGCACCUCGGACGAGAUUGGCAGACUGCGAGCAAUGGACGAUCACACCAGGUGAUGCCGUGUAUGUUCGAAAUUACGGAGCCGAUGAGAAGUGGACCCCGGGCAAGGUCAAGUCAAUGGAAGGUUCAAGAGUGGUGUCUGUAGAGACAGACAAUGGCAUCGUGCACCGUCACGCAGACCAAGUUCGCAAACGAAUGCCAGACAGAAAAUUCGCUAAAAUGUCAAGCAAUGACUCCGAGGAAACCGGUGCGCAGCCCAGUGACGGAACGGCAAACCUUCAGUCAGAACCGCUGGACGUCACAGCAGAUGUUCAACCGCAGCUACGUUGUUCCACCCGUGAAAGAAAACCCGUGGAGUGUUAA
Rhipicephalus sanguineus (brown dog tick) is the source of this 1429-nucleotide messenger RNA. RefSeq lists its product as uncharacterized. The transcript is spliced from 2 exons. Bases 803 to 1429 code for a protein of 208 amino acids. The record is from RefSeq and is a predicted model, not a curated record. Lineage: Eukaryota; Metazoa; Arthropoda; Arachnida; Ixodida; Ixodidae.